Molecule: messenger RNA, 927 nt
Organism: Mytilus trossulus (common blue mussel)
Lineage: Eukaryota; Metazoa; Mollusca; Bivalvia; Mytilida; Mytilidae
Product: ryncolin-4-like
Exons: 6
Coding region: 24-878 (284 amino acids)
Source: RefSeq, a predicted model, not a curated record
GGGAAAACAUCAAGAACACCAAGAUGAUUUUCUAUAUGACAAUAUUGCUAAUCUUCUAUACAGAAAACACGCUUUUACACACAGCACUAGGAAAGGACAGCAGACCUGCUGAUACAAUUUACGACGAAGAAACGAAUAAAAUUGUCGGGUGGCUCUAUAACAAAAUUGCGAGCAUUACAGAAAAUCCAAAAGAAACAACGGAUUAUGAUGAUGGGGAGUCCGAACUGACAUGCAAAGUAAAACGACCAACCGAUUGCGGUGAUCUAGACAAAUCAACUUGUAAAAGUGGAAUUUACAAGAUCUUCCCUUACAAAACAUAUGGUUUCAAUGUUUUUUGUGAAAUGGAGAAACAUGGUGGGGGUUGGACUGUUAUUCAACGUAGAAUGAACGGAAAGACAACGUUCUAUAGGAACUGGUAUUCUUAUAAGCGAGGAUUUGGUAACCAAUGGGAAGAAUUUUGGUUGGGUAACGACCAUCUACAUCAACUUACAUCUCAAGGAAAAUAUAAAUUGAGGAUUGAUCUGAAAGACUUCGAUAACAACCAAAAGUAUGCCCUGUAUAAGAAAUUCAGUGUUGGUAGAGAGAGGUCUGGUUAUGUUUUGGAUGUUAGUGGUUAUUCUGGUAAUGCAGGGGAUUCGAUGGCUUAUCAGAACAGAAUGAAAUUCUCAACGAAAGAUAAGGAUAACGAUCAUUAUAGCAGGUCAUGUGCAGUGAGGUUCAAGGGCGUCUGGUGGUAUAGAGGAUGUCACCUCAGCAACCUGAAUGGACUAUAUCUGAAAGGGAAACAUAAAUCAUUUGCUAAUGGAAUCGACUGGAAGACCUGGAAGGGUUAUCACUACUCGCUUAAAGAAACAGUCAUGAUGAUCCGCAAAGCCUAGAUAGUUGAAAUAUGAAUCAUUAACACAAAAACAAAAUGCAAAUUUUGAA